AUGGCAGGCUUCGUCACUGCGUUUAUGAACCCCCUCAACUACGUGGGCGGAGUAAGCUUCACCCCAGAGACCGACAUCCCAGAUCUAUCAGGAAAGGUUAUUCUAGUGACCGGCGGAAAUGCCGGUCUAGGAAAGGAAACAAUCCUCCAACUGAUCAAGCACAACCCGAAGAAAAUUUUCCUCGGCGCGCGCUCGGAGUCUAAGGCGCAGGAUGCAAUCAGGUUUUUGAAAUCCUCCGUUGCCAAUGACGUCGAGAUCAGCUGGCUUCCAUUGGACUUGAUGUCGGGCACAUCAAUCGAGAAUGCCGCAGAAAAGGUCAACGCCGAGUCCAGUAGACUCGACAUCCUAGUUCUGAACGCCGGCGUCAUGGCACUGCCACCCGGCGAGACAGAAUUGGGCCAUGAAAUCCAAUUAGGAACGAACCAUACCGGCCAUUUCUAUUUGACAAAAUUGCUCCUGCCAACUCUGCUCAAGACGGCCCAGGAGCCGGACUCGGAUGUGCGUGUUGUCUCCCUCUCGUCUGUUGGGCAUAAUCUUGCGCCUUCGUUCGAGACAAUCUUGGAUCAGGAGAGGCUUAAGAAGGUUAAUACCAAUGCGCGGUAUGGAGCUUCCAAGGCGGCGAAUAUUCUUUUUGCUGCUGAGCUGGCUAGACGGUACCCGUCUAUUACUUCUGUUUCUGUGCAUCCUGGUAUUAUCGUGACAGAUUUGUACAACUCGAUUAAUGAUAGCUCGCCCUUUGCGGCUAUGGGAACUAAGACUCUUGGGCUCUUUGGUUCGUCGAUUCCUCAGGGUGCUUGUAAUCAGUUGUGGGCUGCUGCUGGGGCGAAGAAGGGCGUUUUGUCGAAUGGAGGGUACUAUGUUCCUGUUGGUAAUUUGAAAUGUCAUAACAAAUAUGUUGCUAGUGAGGAUAUGGGUAAGCGUUUGUGGGAGUGGACGGAGGCUGAGCUUGUCAAGGCUAAUUUGUGA
Penicillium antarcticum is the source of this 966-nucleotide messenger RNA. RefSeq lists its product as uncharacterized. The record is from RefSeq and is a predicted model, not a curated record. The transcript is spliced from 2 exons. The coding region runs from base 1 to 966 and encodes 321 amino acids. NCBI's taxonomy places the organism in Eukaryota, Fungi, Ascomycota, Eurotiomycetes, Eurotiales, Aspergillaceae.